Stomoxys calcitrans (stable fly) is the source of this 4921-nucleotide messenger RNA. It is a transcript of the gene Ythdc1, whose product is annotated as YTH domain-containing protein 1. The transcript is spliced from 4 exons. Lineage: Eukaryota; Metazoa; Arthropoda; Insecta; Diptera; Muscidae. Bases 304 to 2442 code for a protein of 712 amino acids. Gene Ontology annotation, molecular function: mRNA binding; N6-methyladenosine-containing RNA reader activity. Gene Ontology annotation, cellular component: nucleoplasm. The record is from RefSeq and is a predicted model, not a curated record. Gene Ontology annotation, biological process: regulation of alternative mRNA splicing, via spliceosome; mRNA splicing, via spliceosome.
UGUCAAAGUGCUUCUUCAUUUCGGUAUCUAUUGAGAAACGGAGACGAAAGAACUUUAUUUUCUUAAUGGAAAAUUUGUAUCAUUAAAGUAGUUUUUGUUGCUAAAAUUUCUAUAAACAAUAGGAGGGGAAAGAAGUAGAAAAUAGAGAACCUGAACCGCAUAAGUCGUUCACGGGUAGUUAGCAGUACCUUGAUUGCGUGUAUAUUAAUACCCUUAUAUACAGAAACAUAUAUGUUUAAUUGUGUGUUGUACCCCAUUUGCUACUGAACGGAAGACUACAACGAGAGUUUAAUCGGAACUCUGAUGAAAAUAAUGGCAGACAUGGAUGCAGUACACUUGGGUUUAGAUGAGAACGAGGCUGAUAUUGCGGAAGAGCUGCAGCAUUUUGAUGACUCAUUUGAUACACGAAGUGAAGCUUCAUCUGAUUCCGAUUCCUCAGACUCGCAGCCAAGCAUCAGUUCUGUGGGUUCUGACCACUCUAGUGAGUCAAAGGCAAAGCGCAAGAAUAAAACUAAAAAGCCAGAGAAAACAUCUAAAGGUACUGCAGAGGUAAAGGCAGCUAAACGUUCUGUAUCUCCCUCCAAAGAAUCGACUGUAAACGGCAAAAGUCCUUCAAAAAAGAGGAAAGAUAGCAAUAGCAAAACAACGGAUGAGCCCAAGGAUUUUAUAGGCCCCAUUAAACCGGACACUAUUGUAAGCUCUUCGAAGAAGUCUCGUAAAAAAUCCAUAGAAGGCAGUCAGAAUGUGUCGGGCAAUAGUGCCAAUAUUAGUGGGAGCGUUAAAAGUGAUGCAAGUGAUGAUGAAUCCGCUAAACCCAAAACAGCAUCCGCUACAUACGAUAGCGAUUCGGAAUCAGAAAAUUCCGAUUCUGCUGCAAACAUUAAGCGUAAUGGACGCAAAAAUGCAUCAAAAAACUCUACGCCCGAGAAAAGAACCUCCUCAUCAAGAUCUGGCACAAAAGGAGUUUCGUCGUAUGACUACAAGACCAAACUAAACUAUCUCUUUCGAGAUACUCGUUUUUUUCUGAUCAAAUCAAAUAACGCAGACAAUGUUACAUUGUCAAAGAACAAAAAUGUAUGGGCCACAUUGCCGCAGAACGAUGCCAAUUUAACGCAGGCAUUCAAGGAGUCACGUAAUGUACUUCUUAUAUUCUCCGUCAAUGAAAGCGGAAAAUUCGCUGGAUUUGCCCGCAUGAGCGCCAGCUCAAGUCGUGAUAUACCGCAACCAGACUGGGUACUGCCGUCCAGUAUUUCUGCAAAAGCAUUGGGUGGUGUGAUCGAAAUCGAUUGGAUUUGCCGCAAAGAACUUUCUUUCAACUGUACAUCACACUUGUAUAACUCAUGGAACGAAGGCAAACCGGUCAAAAUUGGACGAGAUGGGCAAGAAAUUGAACCCAAGGUCGGAGCAGAAUUAUGCCGCCUUUUUCCAGAAGAUGAAAAAGUUGAAUUGACACCAAUUUUACGCAAGUCCAAGAGUACGGCUAAAAUGAUGAGAGAAAAAGGCAUACGUAUGGUCUAUAAGCCUCCAAAGAGCUUAUCAUCACGAGGAGGAGGCGGCGGCGGACGCGCGAAUAGUUUUCGCUCCGGUGGCGGAAGUGAUCGUAAUCGAGAUGGUGGUGGUCCAAUGCGUCACAAAAGAUUUGGUGGUUCACACCGUACUUACAAAUUACCAUAUAUGGGUCAUCCCGGCGGUGGCUACAAAAGGGGUGGUUCUCCAUACCGAGGAGGACCGGGCGGUGGAGCAAGUGGCAAUGGGCCAACCAGAGCUGGUGGCGGUGAUGCUGGCCUACCGCCUUGGGAACGAUAUAUGACACCGACAGCGGCUGCAGAAGCUUAUUUGGUCGACUAUAUGCGUACAAUGCAUGGCCAGUUGCCGCCACUGCCUUUUGUUCCACCCUUCGGUCAGAUACCACCCCCCACUCCAGGGGGAACGGCUGUACCUCCUCCAGGUCUCCCAGCUUCCAUAUACGAAUUUCCUCCUCCAGGCAGAUACUACGAUGGACCACCACUGCCCGACUAUCCGCCACCUCAGCCAGCACGUCCGCCGCCACCAGGCUAUGACAAGGGUGCGCCAUCAUUCGAAGAUUUUGCAGCCUGGAAACAUGCUGGUCUCCCAACGGGAUCCCUACCACCAGGCUUUCCACCGAGCACGCCUGGUGUCAAUGCUAGCAGCACUACAGCAGCAACAACAAGUGCAACAACUAGUACAACAGCGGGUCCUAAUUCAACGUAUCGUAUUAAUCGCAACAGUGAUAUGAACAAUGCAAAUGCGAAUCGCAACCGUGAUCGUCAAGGUCGCGGUAAUGACUAUCACCGUGGCGGUGGUAAUGCAGGCGGUUCUUCUCGUAUGGGAGGUGGAGGCGCAGAGCGCGACCGUAACAUACGCAGUGGGGGUGUCAGUGAACGUAGUAGUGGUCGGUAUACACGGGGAAGUCGUCGUUAAGUGUAACACAAAGCAUCGCAAACUCGUAUAACAUAAAGAUUUCCUAAUUACUAUUCGAAUUAAUAGUCGGUUAAUGAAUUGUGCAGUAAAUUACUCACCAUCUGUCGAUAAAGAGGCACGUGACACCACUUCGGCGAACCAGCAUCAUCCACUAUACGCCACACUACGCGCGUAAUCAUAAAUAACUAGUGAUUUAUAUUUUACUUACACGUUCAAAAUCAAAGAAAGGAGAAAAAACACAAAAGUUUUAAUUUAACUAGAAACGAAAAAGAGAAAAAAAUAAUAGUGCAUUGAAAUCGAAAUAUUUUUUAAAUACCUAUUUUUUCAAUUUCAACAAAACAACGUAACAUUAAAAAAAGAAGAAGAAGAUCUUCUUACGCAGAUCAAAAAAAAGGCAUUGUGUGAAAGAAAGAGAAAAGUUCAUGGAAAAUAUUAACAAACUUAUUUUUAGUAUUUAACUUUAUUUAGUUCUUUCCUACAUAAUUAUAGAACAUUUAAGAAUUACAAAAAAAAAGAAAAUAUAUAUAUUCAAAGAGAAAAAUAAAAAAAUAAAUCUAAAGAACUUUUUAUUGCAAUAUCAAGAAGAAACCAAAAAAAAAGAGAGAAGGUGGAGAACCACUUGUUGUACCAACAAAUUCAACACAACCAAAAGACUGACUAAACGAUGAAAUCUUACGGGAUUUUGUCAAAGAGACGUUUUUAUUUUAUACUCUCCUCCUUACGCCCCACCAAAGAAAACGAACUGUUCUCUGUUAUUGCAAGAUAAUUGAUUUGAAAACGAUACAAUUUGAAAGGAAAUCCUCACCUCCUUGAUGAAUGAUAGAAAAAAGUGCCUAAAACAAGUGAAUACCAAAAAGUGAUAACAUAAAUGGAUACAUGUAUGUAUAUGAUGUCUUCUACACAUAUACGUAGUACAAAUGAAAAGUUUAUUAUAUUCCCAUUAAAGCAAAGCAACUGUGGUCGUCUGUGCUGGCGAAUUGCCGCUCCUUACAGCAAGCUGACUUUUUUUUGUUGAAAACACACCAAAAUAACCCCUUAAAAUUCAUCUAUGGACUUUUACCACCACCCCUCCCAACAAAAAAAAAAAAGGAAUUCUAUUCAAAGCAGUGUUCCCUAAAAACAAUCAAAAUGUAUGGACCAUUGCAAUAUCCGAACAUGAAGCUACUUCAUGUGGUGUAUCUCAUACCGAAUUACACACAUUGACCCCGCCCCCCACCUUCCCACAUCGAUAAUCAUAAUUAUUAUCGCUCAUAAAUGCCAUCAAGAAAUGUUGCUUUUGUGCUCAUUAUAAUCAUAAUCUUGUAUGUUUUUGUUGUAAUUUAUUAUCUAAUAUUUUAUGUCUUUCAGACUUUAGAGAUUUCCCACAAUAUUUUAAGCUUGCAGUCUUUUCAUUUUUAUCUCUCACCAUUGCCGUUUGUCUUUGGAAGUGCGAAAGAGAGCGAGCUAGCGAGGGAGUGGGUGAGAGAGAGAGAGAGAGGAAGUUCUUUAUUCAGGGAUCCUUGACACAUUCCAUUUCAAUGUAACCAGAUGAUUCAAGAAGCCCACGAACAUAUCUUCCUGUAUGCAAACAAAGGAUAAUGGAUAAGAAUUGCUAUGCUACUGGAGCUAUUUCAGGUUAUGAACCGAUUCGGGCCAAACUUGGCUGGGUGUUAGAGAACAUAGAAGAUGCCUUGUGUAAAAUUUCAGCCAAAUCGGGUAAGAAUUAGCCCUCUAGGGGCUCAAGGAACAGAAUGGGGGGAUCGGUUUACAUGGGAGCUUUAUCUAAAUAUGGACCGAUAUGACCCAAUUACAAUCUCAACCGACCUUUCUACAUUAGCAAGAAGUAUUUGUGCAAAAUGUUCAAGCGCCUAGCUUUACUUCUUCGAAAAUUUCAUGUUUUCCACAGACAGACGGACAUGGCUAGGUCGACUUAAAAUGUCAUGGCGGUCAAUAAUAUAUAUACACUUUAUGGGGUCUUAGACCAAUAUUUCGAUGUGUUACAAACGGAAUGACGUUGUUAGUAUUCCACAAUCCUAUAGUGGAGGGUAUAAAAAAGAUCACAAAUUGAAGUGUCUUACAAAUUGAAGUGUGUGUAUAGCGAAUUUUGCGUAGUUAACCUCAAAAAUUUAAAGAAGAACAAACGAAAAUUUUAAAUUUGUGUCUUAAAACCACGCAAAGCAUAAUUUCCCGUUCCCUAAUAAAAUUUUGCACUAUUUAUUUAUAUAGAAUUGUAACACGCAGACAGAGGGAAGAGUAAAUUGGGUUUAAUCAGACUGAUAAUUUAAUCGGACUGGUAAUUUAAUCGGACUAUGAUAUUAAUUGGACUGCUACGUGGAAUAUUUGUGUUUUUCUUUUUUUUAUGUCUUUGCAGGGUUUAAAAAAGGAAUAUACCCAACUGGAAUGAGUGCUAUUGGAUAGUGUGUUGUGUUAACUGUUUACUUUGUUAUAACUUUUUUUACAUACAAAAAAAUAUAAAAAAUAGCUAUCUCAAUUGUGAAAA